AUGACGGCCGCGCCGCUUCAGCGAGUCACGGUCCCGUCGUUUGAGUAUCGCACCUCGCCCGAGCCUCACUAUUUGUAUGCGGUUCAUGUAGAACUCCCGACUCAUGCAUGGACAGUGUACCGACGGUACUCUGACUUUGCCGCGCUCCAUGCCGCUUUUGCCCAGCGUCCGCCGCCCUAUGCCUUGCCUCCCAAGCACAACUUGCAGUACUCCUGGCGGAAAAUCAAAUCAUUAGGCGGGUACCUUUCUCCUUCUCAAGAGCAGCAGAACAGAGAGCUGGCAGAAGCCAAAGAGCGUCAAGCAGAGCUCGAGAGGUACGUCCGUGCGAUGGUGGCGGCGGCGAAUCCGUACUGGAGAGAAAGUGAGCCAUUCCAGACCUUUAUUGAGCUGGCAGAUCAUGCAUCUCCGCGCUCCUGGAGCAUGACACCAUCCACAGCAGCAAGACCGGCUCAGGACAAGCGCGCUCCGACCGCGGAGUCCCGACAUUCUUGGCUUGCCGGCGCAGGCCACCGUGCGAAAGCCCAAGAAACAGAUACCACAAGGCCCAUGAGCGAUACUGAACUCAUGCAGCAUCAAACACAUACCCUGAUGGCAGCCCAAGAUCAGCAAGCGGACCAGCUUGCGAAGAUUCUACGCCGACAACGUGAGAUUGGACUAUCGAUUCAUGACGAGCUACAAGAACAGCAAGAACUUAUACAGAGCCUGACGACCGAUGUACAAAAUACCAAGACGCGUAUGAACAAUGCGUCGGAGCGGAUGCAGCGUCUGGGACAUUAA
Messenger RNA from Malassezia pachydermatis, 777 nucleotides. RefSeq names its product endosomal t-snare. The transcript has a single exon. Gene Ontology annotation, molecular function: phosphatidylinositol binding. The record is from RefSeq and is a predicted model, not a curated record. NCBI's taxonomy places the organism in Eukaryota, Fungi, Basidiomycota, Malasseziomycetes, Malasseziales, Malasseziaceae. The coding region runs from base 1 to 777 and encodes 258 amino acids.